AGAGCGAGCGAGCGCGAGCAGGCGAGGCGACCAGAGUCGAAGCGGCGGGUCGGGUGGCCGAGCCGGCGAGCGGACCAGAGAGAGACGAGCGGUGCGGAGCGCGCGGGGCACCGAGGAGCGGGCGCGGCGGGCACAGCGCGCGGCGGCCGGAGCGGAGGGGCCCGAGCGGCGCCGCCUCCGCGGUCCCUGCGGGGCCCCGGCCGGGAGCCCAACGAGGGAGGGGGCGGCAUGGCCCGGAGGCCCGGGGAGCGGGGGCGCUAGGCCCCCAGAGCGCGCCCCCCGUCCGGCUCCCGCCGCCGCCACCCUCCGCAGCCGCGUGCCUGCCCGCUCCAGCCGCCCCAGGGGCCGCCAGCGGCCCAUGAGCCCCGGCCUCAAAGUUUGCGGCGGGCGGGCGGGCGCGGAGCCUCCAAGAUGCCGUUCCACCCGGUGACGGCGGCGUUGAUGUACCGGGGCAUCUACACCGUGCCCAACCUGCUGUCGGAGCAGCGCCCCGUGGACAUCCCCGAGGACGAGCUGGAGGAAAUCCGUGAGGCCUUCAAGGUGUUUGACCGUGACGGCAAUGGGUUCAUCUCCAAGCAGGAGCUGGGCACAGCCAUGCGCUCCCUGGGCUAUAUGCCCAACGAGGUGGAGCUUGAGGUCAUCAUCCAGAGGCUGGACAUGGAUGGUGAUGGUCAAGUGGACUUUGAAGAGUUUGUGACCCUCCUGGGACCCAAGCUGUCUACCUCAGGGAUCCCAGAGAAGUUCCAUGGCACUGACUUUGACACAGUUUUCUGGAAGGGUGGGGACUGUGGCGUCGGCCAGAGCACUGUGUCCCUCCCUAAGUGCGACAUGCAGAAGCUGACAGUGGAUGAGCUGAAGCGGCUGCUCUAUGACACCUUCUGUGAGCACCUAUCCAUGAAGGACAUAGAGAACAUCAUUAUGACGGAAGAGGAGAGCCACCUGGGCACAGCUGAAGAGUGCCCUGUGGACGUGGAGAGUAAGUGGGCCCAGAACCCCAUGGGUGGGCCCAGCUGCUUGAGCAGGGGGAUAUACCAGGGAUUUGUAGAGGGGGGCUGGGGGGCCUUCUUGCCUGUCUCAAGUCUCUGUCCCAGUGUGCCCCAUAGGAUAAGCCUUGACCCUAUCGCUUCAAUGUCCCCUUCUAUCUCCCCCACUCCCUGCUGCUCCUGGCGGACGGCCACAGCUUGCUCCAACCAGCAGAUCCGUCAGACGUGUGUGCGCAAGAGUCUGAUUUGCGCCUUCGCUAUCGCCUUCAUCAUCAGCGUCAUGCUCAUUGCGGCCAACCAGGUGCUGCGCAGUGGCAUGAAAUAGGCACCAC
This is a messenger RNA of Nycticebus coucang (slow loris), 1315 nucleotides long. It is a transcript of the gene CABP7, whose product is annotated as calcium binding protein 7. Gene Ontology annotation, molecular function: calcium ion binding. The transcript has 4 exons. The coding region runs from base 412 to 1308 and encodes 298 amino acids. NCBI's taxonomy places the organism in Eukaryota, Metazoa, Chordata, Mammalia, Primates, Lorisidae. The record is from RefSeq and is a predicted model, not a curated record.